AACUAAGUUUAAUCAGUUCUUGUUUAUACUGUAGGCCCAAAGUGUUUCAGUUUCUGACUCCAAAGAUUUGAUUUUUAUUACUUUUUUUCUUUUACACCCUUUUCAGUACAGUUCUUUAAUAUAAUUACUUCACUAUUGAAACCCCACUUCAUGUACAUUUCAACUUAAGGGGAUUUAUGGAAACAAGCAAUUAAUGAGUAGUUCAACUCAAUAUAUGUCAAGUUGUACAUGUCUCUGUUUUUUAUCUGUAUGAUUUUAGCUCAAAAGUUUGUUGUGUCAUUAACAUUAUCUUUCUGAAAAAUGGGUUAUUUAGAUAUGGUUUGUUGAAAUUUGACACUUAAAAGUUGUAUGUGUAUGGAAAAAUAUGGAUGUGGUCCUAAGAAGUAAGAUCCCAUUUGGAAUCAAGAUUCAAGAUUUCUGUUUUCUUGGCGUGUUGUGAUUUUUGUGUGUGUGGUGAUGGUGGAAUCUUGAGCUGAUUUUUGUUUCAGUGUCAUAUUGGUGAGGUAAAGGUUGAAGCUUUUUUUUUUGAAAUGGCUAUGGGACACCAAGAUCAAGAUGGUGUUCCAGAUAACUUGAGAAAGCAACUUGCUCUUGCUGUUAGAGGUAUUCAAUGGAGCUAUGCUAUCUUUUGGUCAACUCCAGUUACACAACCAGGGGUGUUGGAAUGGAGUGACGGGUACUAUAAUGGGGAUAUCAAGACUAGGAAGACUGUUCAGGCCGAGGAAGUUAAUGAAGACGAGCUGGGAUUGCAGAGAACUGAGCAAUUGAGAAAACUUUAUAGUUCCCUCUUAACAGGUGAAAGUGAAGAAGACCUACAACCACAGGUCAAAAGGCCGUCGGCUGCAUUAUCUCCAGAAGAUCUCACUGAUACAGAGUGGUACUUUUUAGUAUGCAUGUCAUUCGUCUUCAAUGUUGGCCAAGGGUUGCCAGGGAAGAUCUUAGCAACAAAUGAAACAAUCUGGCUAUGCAAUGCUCACCAAGCCGGGAGUAGAGUCUUUUCUCGUUCUUUGCUAGCAAAGAGUGCAUCUAUCCAGACUGUUAUAUGCUUUCCCUAUUUAGGAGGCGUAAUAGAGCUGGGAGUUACCGAACUUGUAUUAGAAGAUGCCAACCUCAUUCAGCAAAUAAAAAAUUCCUUUCUGGAGGCUGAUCAGUCUGUUAUCUCAAAGAGGCCUAAGUACUCAGUUGUAUUUUUACAGCCAAAAGGACAAAACACACUAAGCUAAAAUGGUACCCAUUGAAGCAAAUUCCAUUAAUUGAAACUCAAUUUACGAGGGCAAACCUAAAAAUUUACAUUUUUAAGACAACCUCGAUCCUACUCACACACUUUGAAAACUUUUACUUAACGGGACAAAAAGUUAAUUUGGAUCUAAAACGUUGGUGAUGUAAUUGGUGGGUUUUGGAAGACUUUUUGACAGAUGUGCUCUUCAUGUGCUGCAUUUUUCAUAUAGCCCCUCUUUUCUCUUUCUUACUGGUCUUUGGCUUAAAAAUUUGGGUCUUUUUACACUUCCGUCUUCCUUUUGCCCUUUGGUGAUUUCUCUUGGGUUUUAAAGACUUAAAAAAACAGAUUUGACUAUAACAAAGAAGAUUUUUGAUUAAAUAAAAAUAUUUGGUACCCCUAAUGCGCACACACACUGCACAACAAUGCCCAAUCCACCCAUUGACUUGUGUCCGUUAAAGUCUCCACUAAGGCCAGACUGUUGAUCAUCACUGUACCAGUUGCCUUUGUUGCUUUUGCCGUGAGGUUGGCAGGCUUCAUGCCAAUAAAUGGAGGAAAAAACCUAGCAUACUCCUCAAGAUUCAACUCUUCCCCAUUUCCAUCCAAGCUUUGAAACCACAGAGGACCACUGAUCUCAGCCAACUUAACCAUCUCAUUCAUGGCAGCAAAAGCAAGCUCCAUUAACAUGGUCUUAUCAAAGGAUACAUCCAUACCAGUCAUGUUGGGGGUGGGCCUAGUGAAAUCACAGAUGUACCAACACUUGAGAUACCAUUGCCAAAAUCAAGUCCCGUGGGCAACGCAGUGUCAACAGAGUUCAUAGCACCAAAGUCGUUUCUUCCAACAGCAAGUUCCAAACCAAAGUUACCCACUCCAGCUGGCAUUGGGCAAUUGAAAGAUGACAAAGGCAUGCCCAAAACCUUAUUCGCCAUGAGACAGAUCCUAUUGUAUUCAUCUCUCAGUCUAGCAUUCUCAAUCUUCAAAUGAUGUUCUUCCAUGUGUAUCUCUCCAAGAAUUGCAUGGCCACCACACUGGUGGAUAUUUACA
This is a messenger RNA of Capsicum annuum, 2260 nucleotides long. Its product is annotated as transcription factor EGL1. The transcript is spliced from 6 exons. The record is from RefSeq and is a predicted model, not a curated record. NCBI's taxonomy places the organism in Eukaryota, Viridiplantae, Streptophyta, Magnoliopsida, Solanales, Solanaceae. Bases 531 to 1223 code for a protein of 230 amino acids.